AUGUCUUUUGGCACAAAAACGGGUUUCUCCGUGCGGGACAUCCUGGAUCUACCGGACCGAACCGGGAGAUACGGAUCCGGAACCGAGGAAGCAGAGGAGGAGGAACCGGAGGAGGAACCGGUGGAGGUGCCCAGGAUGGAGACCGGGCAGAAACUGGGAUUUAGCGGCAGGUGGAGCCGAGGAUCCGUGCACGGUUUUUCCUUAGAGAACCGAAAGGGGGGUAAAUCUCCGGAUCUCUCCACGGACGAGUCCCCGGACGCGGCACGGCAUGCGGCGAGCGGCGGCAGCGGCGCGGCGCAGAAGGGACGCAGCAGGAAGCGGCGCGUCCUCUUCUCCAAAGCGCAGACCUUCGAGCUGGAGCGGCGCUUCCGGCAGCAGAGAUACCUGUCCGCGCCGGAGAGAGAGCACCUGGCCGGGCUCAUCCGCCUCACCCCCAAUCAGGUGAAGAUCUGGUUCCAGAACCACCGCUACAAGAUGAAGCGCGCGGAGCACCUGGAGCCGCUGCUGCCCGUGCGCCGCGUCUCCAUCCCGCUGCUCGUGCGCGACGGGAAGCCCUGCGAGCGGAUCUCAGACCUGCAGCCCUGGCUCUCCGACCUGGAGGUGUCUCUCCGCUCCGGCCUCAGCCUGCCUCUGUGCACCUUCUCCCCGCUGCUGCACCCCGGGUACGGCCCCGAGCACCCUGGGGUGACGCAGCUUGCACACAUGUACCACUGGAGCUGGUGA
Messenger RNA from Trematomus bernacchii (emerald rockcod), 723 nucleotides. RefSeq names its product NK2 homeobox 2b (gene nkx2.2b). Bases 1 to 723 code for a protein of 240 amino acids. The record is from RefSeq and is a predicted model, not a curated record. Gene Ontology annotation, cellular component: nucleus. Gene Ontology annotation, molecular function: RNA polymerase II cis-regulatory region sequence-specific DNA binding; DNA-binding transcription factor activity, RNA polymerase II-specific. The transcript has 4 exons. NCBI's taxonomy places the organism in Eukaryota, Metazoa, Chordata, Actinopteri, Perciformes, Nototheniidae. Gene Ontology annotation, biological process: cell differentiation; regulation of transcription by RNA polymerase II.